AUGGCAGUCGAACGCGCAAAAGCGGUAACCAGCUUGGCCGAUAUCGUGAAGGAUGUGUGGAAAGGCUUGGAGGAGACCAUCAUCGGCCACAUCGGCGCCGCGCAAACCAACAUUGUCGCCGCGGUUACACGCAACAUUGUCUUGCCGCCGCCGCCACCUCCUCCCCCCCAAACUCAGACCAUCCCGGAGGAGCUCCUGAAGUCGUUCAAGGCCGACGUGCUGAAAGCGGUGACGGAGGCCACACAGCAGUCGUUUCUUGCCUCCGGCUUAAAGAUAAUGUCCGAGGUCGUCGGCACAGUUGCGCCUGCUCGGCGUGGGUCGUCGCCGUCGGCGAACGGCGCCGGCCAAGCGCAAGGAAAGGAAGCCCUGAAACAGGGUCAGAAGAGGGGGGCAGGCGGCGGCGGGGGAGACGGAGGCGAUUCAACGAGCGUGAAGCGGAGCAAGGGAGCUGGAGGGUCCCGCGUCGCCGGCGAAGGGAGCAAGGGAGCUGGAGAGGAUGGUUUGGCGAAGCAAUCUAAGAGCGUGGUCGACAUCCUGAAGAAGCACUGGGCUACUGUUGGAUCGCCAGGCACGGGCCAUGGAGGAGGGAGUGCAGAUGGGGGCCCCGCUGCUCAAGACCCUGGACCAACAGCCUCGCCCUUGGUCGCAGACAAGGAGAUCCCAACCACUCAAACGGCGGUAGAUGGCGGUGCCAGAACCGUCAAGGGUCCGUCUGUCGGGGUGGCGGGGACCACGUCGACUCCCCGUAAACCCCCGGCGGCUAGCAGCGCGCCGGUCGGCCCGUCAGCCACCAACAACGAUGGGCCGGCUACUCUAGCUCCAGCAGGCCCGUCUGCCGCCAAAGGCGACGCGAAGGACGCUGCGGCUAAGGUGCCCGCAGCGGCGAACGCGCUCAGGGAAAUGCUUCACCGCUUGGAGGCCCAUCGCAAGGACGUGCAGCAGCCUCCUUUGGCCGAUGCCGCCCUCGCCGAAACAACACGUCGCUCGGUCACUCCGCAGGUCGACGCCACAGUGUCCAAUGCCCCACCUACCGCGCCACUGGUCGCCGCCCGUCCUCCCGCGGACCCAAAGUCCGCAUUGCUUCGCGCCCGGUUAGGCGCACGUGCAAACGCGGCUGCACACACACCCGGUGCAGCUGUUGUCGAUGCGGCGGCGGAGAAGGGCACGAGUGCAGCGCUAGCCACCGGGGGCGGAGCCAUUGACCCUGCACAGGCGACGAAAGGCCACAACGACGCCGACAUCGCGGCCAUCCAGGACCUGUUGGAAGCGGCAAAACGCCUCGGGCACCCCCCUGCCCUGGCCAUCUCGGACACGGCGCAUGUAGAGUCCUCGGCGAGUCCCGCCGGUGGUUCAGCGGAGCCCAAGACGACCACCGAUGCUGUCGACGAGGGAAAGUCGAAUCGGGAGGGGAAGGCCGACACAGGGAGGGCGAGCUUUCAGAGGAAAACACGGGCGACGUCUGCGACGAAGGUGAUGUCGGCCGAGACAGGGCAGGAGAAUGCAAAAGCGAAGGAGAUUCUGGAGAAGUCGGUCGGCAAGGGUACGUCGGCGAAGAAAGGGAAGGAGAAGGCGGCGGAGAAGGAGAAGGAGAAGGAGGAGGAGACGGAGAAGGAGGAGAAGGAGAAGGAGAAAGGACGGAAGGGUCAUGGCAUCCGCCAAGACAAAUCAGGCGACGGGCUAGGGUGGGUGGGCGAGAUUAAGGUGGUCGGCAUUAAUCGAUACAUCGGCAAGUCGCGCGAAAAGUUGGAGCUGGCGUACCUGCACUCGAUUGCGUACAUCGUCUACGACGGUUACGUCAGCAAGGUCCUCUUGGCCGAGCUCACCGGCUUGGACGAAACCGAGUUGGAGAAGUGGAGGAAGGUGUGGGAGGAGGUCAAGAUCUUGCCGACAGGGAUGUGGACGGUGAUAUGGGCACGGGGCGCGUACCUUCCAAAAACACUCUCAGGCGAUGCGCACCACGACGCGCUCUUUCCAGCGAUCUGGUUCCCCGUCGAUGCCGACACGAAGGAAGGGAAGGAGAAGUCGGAUGCUAUGAUGUCGGCCAUGAUAGACCGCGUGUCCAAAUGCGCUGCGUAUGGGAAAGUCGUUGCGAGCGCGACGAGGAAGGAGGGAGACACGGAUGAGAUGACGGCGAUGGCGACACAAGCGUGGUCGGCCUCCGCUUGCGCCGUGUGGUGCUUGGUCGAGAACGAAGCCGCCCAGGUGGUCGAUGCUGUGGGCGAAGGGAAGGCGGCGGCGAUGGUGGUCGGUGCGAGCGAUACGACCGCCGGUGUCUUCAAGAAGGUCAUGCAGGCGGUGCUGGAGGCCGAGAUCGACAGGGACCAACCCCUGGGGGAGGUUGCGCACAACGUCGCGCCGGCGCUGCAGAGUCUCGCUCUGCAAAGGGUCUAUCCGGGGAUGGAUGUUGAAGUCGAAGCCGACGUGAUUGCUAGAGCGACGGUGGAGACCAUGGCGUUCUCGGGAAUGUGCCCCGUCGCCGGGCCGAAACUCGAAGAGAUCGGCAUCUCGGUGCCGUGUGACGCGCAGAUGGAGUGGGACAUUGAACACAGGGGGAGGAAGGGGCAGAGGGGCAAGCAGGGCAAGGACAGCACGGGGAAGAAUAAGGGCAAGGUCGGCAGGAAGGGGAAGGACAGCACGGCGGCGUAG
This is a messenger RNA of Closterium sp. Naga37s-1, 2646 nucleotides long. The record is from the annotation of a GenBank genome assembly. Lineage: Eukaryota; Viridiplantae; Streptophyta; Zygnematophyceae; Desmidiales; Closteriaceae.